AUCGCAUCCACACAAACCUGCCUCUCGAACUCUCGCACGUUAUCCACCGCACUAUUCUAUCACCCCGCAGGGCUGCAUCGAUCGUCAUCAUUGUCCAGAUGCAAACCCGUCCCGACCAUCCGUGUGGUGCCGGAGAUGUCUUGCUCCGAGACGCGGAGGAGUGCAAGUCCGGCCCUCCACCCAUCUGAGAUCAUGGAGGUGAAUCCUUCCUUCGGUGAGGGGCGACACGCGGGGGCUGGAGAUACGAUAUAAACCUCGAUCGACGCGCUGAUACCGACUUCUUCUCUCCUCUCAUCGAUCUCAUACCACCCUCGCACCCAGUCACCAUGUCUCUCCUCAAGUCCUACAGCAUCGCCUCCAUCCCCGCCGAUGGCAUUGGCCCCGAGGUCGUCGAGGCCGGUAUCACUGCGCUGAACGCCUUGGCCGAUACCCUCAAGACCUUCAAGCUUGAGUUCACCAACUACGACUGGAGCUCCGAGACCUACAAGAAGACCGGAAAGUACAUCCCCGAUGGCGGUCUCGACUCCCUCAAGAAGCACGACGCCAUUCUUUUCGGUGCCGUCGGCGCUCCUGACGUCCCCGACCACAUCUCCCUCUGGGGUCUCCGCCUGGCCAUCUGCCAGCCCUUCCAGCAAUACGCCAACGUCCGCCCCACCAAGGUCUUCCGCGGUACCCAGUCCCCGCUCCGCAACUGCAAGACCGGUGACCUCGACUGGGUCAUCAUCCGCGAGAACAGCGAGGGCGAGUACGCCGGCCAGGGUGGUCGCUCCCACACGGGCAAGCCCUGGGAGGUCGCCACGGAGACGGCCAUCUUCUCCCGCGUCGGUGUCGAGCGCAUCAUGCGCUUCGCCUUCGAGGUUGCCCAGAAGCGCCCCCGCAAGCUCCUGACCGUGGUCACCAAGAGCAACGCCCAGCGCAACGGCAUGGUUCUCUGGGAUGAGGUCGCCAAGGCCGUCGCCAAGGACUUCCCCGAUGUCACCGUCGACAAGAUGCUGGUCGAUGCCAUGACCACCCGCAUGGUCCUCAAGCCCGAGACCAUCGACACCAUCGUCGCCACCAACCUGCACGCCGAUAUCCUCUCCGACCUGGCCGCCGCACUCGCGGGCUCCAUCGGCAUCGCCCCCACCUCCAACCUCGACCCCACCCGCCAGAACCCCUCCAUGUUCGAGCCCAUCCACGGCUCGGCCUUCGACAUCACCGGCAAGGGCAUUGCCAACCCCGUCGCCACCUUCUGGACCGCCGCCGAGAUGCUCGAGUGGCUCGGCGAGGCGGAUGCCUCCAAGAAGCUGCUCACCGCCGUCGAGAACGUGUGCGAGGCCGGCGUGCUGACCGCCGAUCUGGGCGGCAAGGCCAACACCAAGGAGGUCACCGACGCGGUGGUGGCCGAGAUCAAGAAGCUGUACGGUUGA
Aspergillus aculeatinus CBS 121060 is the source of this 1409-nucleotide messenger RNA. RefSeq names its product putative tartrate dehydrogenase. The transcript has 3 exons. Lineage: Eukaryota; Fungi; Ascomycota; Eurotiomycetes; Eurotiales; Aspergillaceae. Gene Ontology annotation, molecular function: magnesium ion binding; oxidoreductase activity, acting on the CH-OH group of donors, NAD or NADP as acceptor; NAD binding. The coding region runs from base 327 to 1409 and encodes 360 amino acids. The record is from RefSeq and is a predicted model, not a curated record.